Molecule: messenger RNA, 486 nt
Organism: Oppiella nova
Lineage: Eukaryota; Metazoa; Arthropoda; Arachnida; Sarcoptiformes; Oppiidae
Source: the annotation of a GenBank genome assembly
GAGCAAAUAGUGAUUUACAUGUGUUUUCAAUUCAUAUGUUUUAAUUGAUUCACACUUUAAAACGUUUUACAUUGGAUUCAAACCUAUUAUAUGCCAUAAGAGAUGAGUUCAAAGACAUCGGACAUGACUUCAAAGACAUCGGAUAUGACUUCCGUUCGGCCGAAGAUCAGAAGCAAACACUCAGAGAAACUGAGUGGAGAACCGCUCGAGAGAAGAACCAUCCGGUUUGAGGACAAGGAUGGCAUUGAGCGCUACUACCCGGCACUGCACAUCAAGUUCUCGCAUACAAUGGUUUUCGUGAAAUACAUUCCGCCGCCGAUGAACACUAUGGCAGACCUGCACCUCAAUGGACACGACUUGACAUCCAAUGUCCACAUCCAGAGGUGGAUGUCUGUUGUCAACAGUUUCCAAGAGAUGAUUAAGGCUUUGUUGAGAUUACAACACAAUCAGUUUUGGUCGACUUUAGUCCACGAACGCAGUCUUCAG